Lepisosteus oculatus (spotted gar) is the source of this 2438-nucleotide messenger RNA. The record is from RefSeq and is a predicted model, not a curated record. NCBI's taxonomy places the organism in Eukaryota, Metazoa, Chordata, Actinopteri, Semionotiformes, Lepisosteidae.
CUGGCGGUGGGCCGAGAGCUCGGCGCAUCGCCUCCCCUUCAGCGCGCUGCUCGCCAGCAGUCCACUCGCUUCAGCCGGGCGCGCAGCGACAGAAAACUUUCCGUCAACUUUUCGCUUAUUUUCCCCCCCCUCCCUGUUACCUCUAUUGUUAGUCAAGCCAGCCGGCUCCGCCGUGGGGGGGGGCGCACAUUCGGGAACAUUAGUCGUCAGCGUUACUACAAAGCGAGUUAUUUACCCCGUUUUGUUUUCAGGGUUUUUUUCCACCCCCUCCCACCUUUUUUUAAAAGAAAAAAACCCCAAAAGUUUCAGCUUUUUAUUGGCGUUUUCUGUUCCGCUCAAGUUUGAUUUUUGAACAGCAACCCCGGAAAACCCGAGAAGGGGAGAAGACACGGCGGCGGCGGCGGCGGAGCGGGGGGGGACAGAGGACGGAAAGUUUUCCUCGGAGGGAACAGCACAGGGGAGAUCUCUCCGUGUACAGUACACGAGCCCUUGGGGAAAACUUAGUUGCCGUCCGCACGCCUGGCGGGGGCCGAAAGGAGGGACCGAAGCAGAGAGCGCAACUUAAAAGCUUCGCUGUAGCGCAGAGGAGAGACCCGACACGCCGCGCACCGCCCCGCAGGCGAAGCGGCAGGCGCACGGCGAGGCAGUAGAAAGUUUCGCUACAGCAGGUAGCUCCCACCCCGAGUCGCUCUCGUCUCUAUCUCCCUCCCCCCGUGGUUGGUGACGCUCCGGCCGGUAUGGGGCUACCGCCGCUCUUCUGCACGCUCGCCGUGAUGGUGCUCUCCGCGCUGGCGGAGCUGAAGUCGAAGAGCUGCACCGAGGUGAGGCUGGCGUACAGCUCCAAGGGCUUCAACCUCAACGACGUCCCGCACCAGGGGGUCAACGGUGCCCACCUGAAGGUGUGUCCGCAGGGCUUCACCUGCUGCACGGCCGAGAUGGAGGAGAAGCUGAGCCAGCAGAGCCGCUCGGACCUGAAGGCGCCCGUCAGCCAGCUGAGCUCCACGCUGCAGAGCACCUUCAAGCAGCGGCACAGCCACUUCGACCAGUUCUUCCGGGAGCUGCUGGACAAGGCCGGGCUGUCCCUGCACAACAUGUUCGUGCGCACCUACGGGCUGAUGUACGUGGAGAACGCCGAGCUGUUCAAGCACUUCUUCCAGGAGCUGCGGCGGUACUACGUGGCGGGGGGCGUGAGCCUGGAGCAGAUGCUGGCGGAGUUCUGGGCGGAGCUGCUGGAGCGCAUGUUCCGGCUGCUGAACGUGCAGCACUCCUUCUCCGACGCCUACAUGGAGUGCGUGAGCAAGCACACAGAGCAGCUGCGGCCCUUCGGGGACGAGCCGCGCAAGCUCAAGCUGCAGAUCACCCGGGCCUUCGUGGCCGCGCGCACCUUCGUGCAGGGCCUCGCCCUCAUCCCCGAGGUGGUCGGCAAGGUGUCCACGGUGAGUAGACCCCCCUCGCCCCGGCGUCCGCACGCCGCCAUGAAGAUGAUGUACUGCCCCUACUGCAGCGGGCAGGUGACGCUGAAGCCCUGCCGCAACUACUGCCUCAACGUGAUGAAGGGCUGCCUGGCCAACCAGGCUGACCUGGACACCGAGUGGAACAACUUCCUGGACGCUAUGCUGAGCCUGGCCGACCGCCUGGAAGGGCCCUUCAACUUCGAGUCGGUCAUGGACCCCAUCGACGUGAAGAUCUCGGAAGCCAUCAUGAACAUGCAGGAGAACAGCGUGCAGGUCUCCCAGAAGGUGUUUCAGGGUUGUGGCCAGCCCAGGCCCGCCCAGGUGUCCAAACGCUCGGUACGAGAGGGGGGCUUCGCCGCCCGAUUCCGCCCCUACAGCCCAGACGCCCGGCCUACAACCGCAGCCGGCACCAGCCUGGACAGACUGGUGACGGACAUCAAGAAGAAGCUGAAACACGCCAAGAAGUUCUGGUCCACGCUGCCGGAGAGCGUGUGCACAGGGGAGCGGAUCGGCACCGGGGACGAGUGUUGGAACGGCACGGCCAAGAGCAGGUACGAGUCGGUGGUGAUGGGAAAUGGACUAGCCAACCAGGUGACCAACCCCGACGUGGAGGUGGACAUCACCAAGCCUGACGCGGUGAUUCGCCGGCAGAUCCUGACCCUGCGCAUCAUGACCAACAAGCUGAAGAGCGCCCACAGCGGCAACGACGUGUCCUUCUUCGACAUGAGUGAGUAACGGGCCGACCCACUCCUCCCUGAGAGAAGGCCAUAGCCUGCGAUCUCGGGUUUGAGCCUGGGUCAUGUCGCCGUGAUUGGGAUUUCAGCCUCUCCGCGGGGGAGGAGAGCAGAGUGAUGAAGCCAGUUCAGAGAUGGGGAUUAUUAGGAGGCCAUGUCUGGUAAAGGCCCAGGGGGAGAUGUGGCCAGGACACCUGCCCUACUCUUUUUGAGCAACUCCCUGGGGUUUGUGAUGACCGUGCAGAGUCGG